This is a messenger RNA of Mollisia scopiformis, 2634 nucleotides long. RefSeq names its product TPR-like protein. The transcript is spliced from 8 exons. Gene Ontology annotation, biological process: regulation of gene expression. The record is from RefSeq and is a predicted model, not a curated record. Lineage: Eukaryota; Fungi; Ascomycota; Leotiomycetes; Helotiales; Mollisiaceae. Bases 1 to 2634 code for a protein of 877 amino acids. Gene Ontology annotation, molecular function: RNA polymerase II cis-regulatory region sequence-specific DNA binding; chromatin DNA binding; protein binding.
AUGUCUGAAUUAAUUCAGCACCCACCGGCUCCGCCUAACAUACCUCAGCAACAAUGGCCGGCUGCGCAACAGAUGCAGGCUAUGAACGAGGCAGUAUGGCUUCAGAUCGGGAGUCUCUCAGAGGUUCUUAACAACCUUGACGACGCUAUGAGCGCUUACGAGCAUGCUUUGCGCGCCAAUCCGCGAUCCAUUCCCGCCAUGAACUCUAUCAGCUGUCUCCUUCGCACUCAGGAACACUUCCAUAAGGCCGUCGAGUACCUUCAGAACAUUCUUAAGUUGGAUGGCAACAAUGGUGACGUUUGGGGCAGCCUCGGUCACUGUUUUUUGAUGAUGGAUGAUUUACAACAGGCGUACUCAGCCUAUCAACAAGCUUUGUAUCACCUUCGAGAUCCCAAGGAACCAAAACUUUGGUACGGUAUUGGAAUCCUCUACGACCGUUAUGGCUCUCUUGAACACGCCGAAGAAGCAUUCUCGCAAGUCAUGCGCAUGCAACCAGAUUUCGAAAAGGCCAAUGAGAUCUAUUUCCGGCUUGGUAUAAUUUACAAGCAGCAGCAAAAGUAUCAGCAAAGUCUUGAGUGUUUCCGAUACAUUGUUUCUGUACCACCCACGCCGUUGACCGAAGAGGACAUCUGGUUCCAAAUCGGGCAUGUCCACGAGCAGCAAAAAGACUACGACAAUGCCAAAAACGCCUACAGGCGUGUGCUUGACCGUGAUCCGAAUCAUGCAAAGGUCCUUCAGCAGCUUGGCUGGCUGCAUCACCAGCAGAGUAACAGUUUCAGCAGCCAGGAGCAAGCGAUUGAGUACCUUGAGAAAUCAGUCAACUCAGAUCAAAGUGAUGCGCAAAGCUGGUAUCUCCUUGGACGGUGCUACAUGUCACAACAGAAGUAUCCCAAAGCAUACGAGGCAUAUCAGCAAGCAGUUUACCGCGAUGGACGGAACCCGACAUUUUGGUGCUCGAUUGGCGUUCUGUACUACCAGAUUAACCAGUACCGAGAUGCCCUUGAUGCAUACUCCCGCGCGAUACGCCUGAACCCUUACAUUUCCGAGGUCUGGUACGACUUGGGGACUUUGUACGAAUCUUGCAACAAUCAGAUCAGUGACGCAUUGGAUGCGUAUCAACGCGCAGCAGAACUUGACCCUAGCAACGUGCAUAUCAAAGCUCGUCUUCAACUACUUCGUAGCGGGCAAGCAAAUGGAAUGCCUGGACAGACAAGCGCUCCUCUCCCUCAAGAUGUUCAUCCCCAGGCGUAUCAAGCUACUGGAGCUGUAGGUCCACCAGGACCACAAUGGGGUAAUUCUGCUCCGAAUCCUCCACCUCCUGGGCCUCCAGUUGGACCACCAGGUGCAAAUGGUUGGGGAAGUCGACUUGCUGAGAUCAACCCGCCACCCCACCCUGGUAAUCCUUACGGAGAUCGCGAACGCAGCGCCAUCCCGCCUCCCCCACGUGCGCAAAGCCCCAGACAGGGCGAACAGAUGCGGCCGUAUCCAGGCCCGGGAUCUGAUAGAGGACCGCCAAAUGGCCCUCCUCCCCCACCAGGUCGCCGCUCUCCUCCUCGUGAACAUCAUGCUGCUAUGGGACCUUAUCCUGGCCCGGGAUUGCCUCAACCUCCUCCUGCAGGACCACCAUCACAGCCCGCCCGAGUUGCGAAUCCCAAUUAUGCAGGUCCUGGGCCAUCAUUGCCUCCUGCCCCGUCUGGAAUGAAUGGCUCUGGACCAGGCUCACUGCCACCUUUCGGACGAAUUAGUCCAAGACCAGAAGUGCGCGCGAUCAUGGACAAUCGAAUGCCGUCUCCAAAGUCCGGCUACCCACACCAACAGCCUUACAAUCACCAUGAUGACAUUUCCAACUCUAGAGGCAUUGAGGGCGGUGCGCCUCCCCCAGCGUCUGCUUUGGUUGCUGCUGAAGCUGCUGCGGCAGAAAGAAACGGCGACAGGCCAGCCUCAGUUGGUCCCAAGAGAUUGCGUGAAUGGGAAGACGAGCCUUCUUCGAUGAAGAAGCCAGCUUCUGACGAAAAUCGAGCUCGAAUGGAAGAUAUGCAUCACCGACGACCUUCCACGCCACUCAGAGAUAGAGAACCCUUCCGUCGUAGCUCAUCAGAAGCUCGUCGAGCAGAGGAUCAAAGACGUCUUGAUGACCAGCGACGUGAUGACCAAAGACGUCUUGAUGAACAGAGACGCCUCGAGGCACAACAGCGAGCGAAUGAGAAUUACCACCCUUCCGAAGCUGCUCAUCAUCCACCACCCCAUGCUCUCCCUCCAAACCAUCUGCCGCCCAUGCAGCAAGGUCCUCCUCCUCCGGUGCAUACCCCAGUCCAUGAAUUACCGCCACCCCCUCCACCACCUUCUGCACAGAAGGAUUAUCCCAUUGAUGAUCGUGAGCGUGAAAGAGAACGUCUCGAUCACCCACCUCCCCCACCUCCGGCACCAAUAGGUGAACCUGAGCGUGCUGCACGAAAGAUGGACGUCGAUGAAGAUUAUGAUGACGAUGGAGAUGAGGAUAAAAAGGGAGGAAUUAUUUCUGCUACGGGAUCUGGACCUGGGUCAGCUUCGGGAGAUGCGAAGGCCACUUCUCCGACAGGUGUUAAUGGCCAUAUCAAUGGCGUUGCCAAUGGUCAGACAAAGGUCGAGCCAUAG